AUGCCAGCAUCAUCUAACAAUAGGCGGGUUUUAACACCGUCCAAACCCUCUGCCGGCGCAAAAUCGCAGUCGCACUCGGUAAAACGAAAUAACACCCUUCUAAAUUUUUUCCAAAAGGCGGACGGGCCGCCGAAAUCAACAACCAAACAAGCUCGCAUUACGCAGUUCACGACGCAGGGGGAGAGGCCUGGUAGUAGGGUUACGGCUCCGCGGCCGCGGCUUUUAAAGAGGGAGGGAAGUUCAAACGCUAGUGGUGGUGGCGACGAGGGAUUAUUCUUGGAGGACAAGAAGAGUCGGGAUGCACGGUUAGGUCAAGAAAAAAAUAUUGAAAGAGAAAGGUCGCGGUCCCCUGAUAUUUGGGGGAGCAGAAGUGGGGAUAAAGAGAAUGAGAAUGCUGGUGCUGCUAGGUCUCUCGAAGAAGGGAUGGAAGAAGGGAUCGACAGGUAUAACGAGAGUGAAAACGCGGUGAAGCGGCGAAAGGUUGAUCUAGAAGCACCUCAUGCAAGGUCUGUCGAAAGGUUGUCUUCGAAGGCUCAGAAGAUCAGCGGCCCUUUCAUUGAUGAGUCGGAUAGUGAAAAUGAAGGGCUGGAGGCUUUCAGAGAGUAUGCCGACGGUGAAGCGGAUGUGGCCCCGGAGAAGGAUGUGAAGGAGUCAGAGGCACAUUCGGACGAAAAUCAAACGGCAGGGAAACGCGAUCUAGCCGCCGACAUAUCACCGCUGGUAAGAGAAGCCACGAGCCAUAUGCAAGAAGAUGAAUAUCCGGAUUUUGACGAUAUAGAAGCGGGCGGAGUUGAAGAUGAAGGCUUAGAUUUUGAGUGCGAAGCAGCUGUCGACGAGGAGACUUUCGGGUUUGAUGCGAAUGAUACGACUGCGGACACUAUACAUGCCGAUGAGAAGCCGACGUGCCCGGUGUGCCAAGGAAGUUUGGAAGGCUUUGAUGAAAUGAAAGUCAUGGCGCACGUCAAUGAUUGCCUUGACGGUAGGCCCAGCGCGAUUUCCCCGAUGCAGGAGAGUCCUAAAGUCAGCACCCCCGAGCAGAAAGCCGUUGCCGCAGAUCGAGCUGCUAUAGCGAAGCCAGCGCAACGUGAUCCUGCCCAAUAUCAAACUUCACGGGCGGGAACAGCAUUCUCCAAAAUCAUGGCGGGAAAUGCUGAAGAUGCCGCUUGGGCCGAGGCAGCCGCAAGUGAUGUUGCGUCUCGGGGUUUCUCAAUAUCAGUCGACGCCUUCCGUUAUGGAGCCGUCGAAUCAUGCAAUGCUUAUUUUCUCAGUCACUUCCACAGCGACCACUACAUAGGCCUCUCGAAAUCAUGGCGCCAUGGCCCGAUAUACUGCAGCAGAGCGACGGCUAAUCUCGUUCGUCAACAACUCAAGGUUGAUCCGAAGUGGGUAGUAGACUUGGAUUUUGAAAAGAAGACAGAGGUGCCUGGGACAGGCGGGGUGCAGGUGACAAUGAUCGAGGCCAAUCAUUGCCCUGGAAGUGCUAUCUUUCUAUUCGAGAAGGCUGUGAGCUCUGGGGCUUCUACGCGGAUCCAACGAGUACUGCACUGCGGUGACUUCCGAGCAUCUCCCCAGCAUGUGCAGCAUGCUCUUUUACGCCCUGACGUGGUUGAUCCGAAGACGGGUAAGAGAUGGCAGCAAAGGAUUGAUGCUUGCUAUCUUGAUACCACUUAUCUAAGUCCGAAGUACGCGUUCCCGAGACAGUCGGACGUCAUUAACGCGUGUGCGGAGCUUUGUGUGCGCAUUGAUCAGGGUCAAUACGACAGUCUUGGCCACAUGCCUUUUCAGACCGCGACUCCCACCACGAAAUCGAAGAACCCGAUAAGCAAAUUCAUGUCGGCUGCCACUGCUGCCGUGAAACCUUCGACUCAACCCGAACCGAAAGGCCGGUUACUUGUCGUCAUUGGAACCUACAGCAUCGGCAAAGAACGAAUAUGCCUCGCAAUAGCCCGAGCUCUCAAGAGCAAAAUCUACGCGACACCGGCUAAGCAACGUGUCUGCGCCUGUUUAGAAGAUCCCGAGUUAUCCGCUUUACUCACCGACGACCCUCUUCAAGCCCAAGUCCAUAUGCAAACGCUCUUUGAGAUCCGCGCCGAAACCCUCUGUGACUACCUCGAUUCCAUGAAACCGCACUUCACCCGCGUCAUUGGAUUCCGACCCACCGGUUGGACUUACCGGCCACCUGCCGGCCGGACUCUCGAAAACCCGCCCGUGUCAACAGUACUCUACUCAUCACAUUGGAAGACACCCUUCUCCGUGCGAGACCUAACUCCACAGCGCGGGAGCACGCGCGAGAGUGCGUGUUUCGGCGUACCCUAUAGCGAGCACAGCUCGUUUCGAGAGUUGACUAUGUUUUGCUGUGCGCUUCGCAUUGGGCGGAUCAUACCCACAGUUAAUGUGGGUAGUCAAAAGAGCAGGGAGCGUAUGAAGGCUUGGUUUGAGAAGUGGGAGGCUGAGAAGAGGAAGAGUGGGCUAUAUAAAGUGGAGGGAGAUGAUUGGUAG
Molecule: messenger RNA, 2499 nt
Organism: Aspergillus nidulans FGSC A4
Lineage: Eukaryota; Fungi; Ascomycota; Eurotiomycetes; Eurotiales; Aspergillaceae
Product: DNA cross-link repair protein PSO2
Exons: 3
Coding region: 1-2499 (832 amino acids)
Biological process (GO): secondary metabolite biosynthetic process
Cellular component (GO): nucleus
Source: RefSeq, a predicted model, not a curated record